Cydia fagiglandana is the source of this 1736-nucleotide messenger RNA. Its product is annotated as kynurenine formamidase. The coding region runs from base 170 to 1063 and encodes 297 amino acids. Lineage: Eukaryota; Metazoa; Arthropoda; Insecta; Lepidoptera; Tortricidae. The transcript has 5 exons. The record is from RefSeq and is a predicted model, not a curated record. Gene Ontology annotation, molecular function: lipase activity.
ACGUGACGCGCCGCACGCCACUCGGGCUCGCUCGGCCGCGCUCGCACAACCUCGGCUCGGCGCUCGCGCAUGCUACUACAAUAUUUAUUUACAAACAACCAAACCGGCUUUGACGUUCGUCGUUUUUAAGCUUUAAACAGGAGAAACUAGAGUAGCAGACGGGAUCGCCAUGUCAGUAAUAAUGGACUCUUCCGACCUGGAGAGGGAGUACUCUCCGAGCCAGUGGUCGACGCGCUUCGCCACCUCGCAGGAGGUGCUCCAGAACCACGUGCAACUAGUGACCGCAGCAAGCGAAGAGGCAACCAACAACAUUCCCCAUAAACUAGAGAUCGAAUACGGAGCCACCUUAAAUCAGAAACUCGAUAUUUUCGGCACCGACUUACCAAACGAUUCGCCAAUCCUCGUGUACGUGCACGGCGGCUACUGGCAGGAGUUGAACCGCGAGAUCUCGCGCUACCCGGCCGGGCCGCUGUACCGCGCGCGAGUCAAGACCAUGGUGGUGGGCUACGACCUGUGCCCUUCCGCCACCUUGCCGGAAAUCGUGCAGCAGAUACAGAAUGCCGCCAGAUUCGUGUUCGAGUACGCGGACAAAAUGGGAUCGAGAGGUGUAUACUUCGCUGGUCAUUCAGCCGGCGCCCAUUUGGUGGCCAAGCUUCUGUCAGACGCCGACUUUCUGGACAAUACGCCCGGCUCCAACCACCUGCAGGGCGCCUUCCUCGUCUCCGGCAUCUACGACCUCCGCGAACUAGUCCUCACCUCCGUCAACGACGCCGUCCAGCUUCCCGCCGAGUGGGCUGUCCCGCUCUCCCCACAGUUCGACUGCUACACGCACCUGCAAGCCAGAAGAGUACGACUAUACAUCCUGGCUGGACAAAACGAUAGCCCAGUAUUCAAAAAACAGUCGAGAGAAUUCUAUGAACUUCUGCUGAACACUUGCCUGACCGCUAACAUGUACCUCGAAAUUAAGGAUGACGUGGACCACUUCGAUAUAGUGGAAUGUUUUGCAAAUGACGACAAUUAUCUUAAAAACCUGCUGGUACAUGACAUAAGAAAGCAUUUGUGAUGAGGUGUCAAUGGUAAUUAAGUAUAUAAAACAUACUUAUAUUUGCUUGGUAUGUUGUGUGCCUAAUAAGUAAGUACAUAAGAAAUUCUUUUUUCGUAAUAGCUUUUUAAGUCACAAGCGAUCGUACUUGUCUGGCGUGUUGAUAAAAAAUAAAUAUUGUGUUCAAAUGGCAUUUCAAGAGCAAAUCUUUUUAUAAAUUUUAAGUAUAAACUCUAGUGGGUACGAAGAAGACUGUUAAUUAACAUAGUUUAAUUAAGAAUUAAGAUUUAUGUGUAGUCAAUAAAGUUACUAUUGCGUAAGCAUUUACACUCAAGAGCAAUUAAAACAUGUAAGAUGGGGUAAGAGAAACACUGGGGCAAAAAAACGCCAGUAUAACCCUCAUAUUGUUUAUAUUGGUAGGUAGGUAGUACUAUUAGUUAUGCUUUGUUGCUAGUCUUGCCCCGAGUAAAAUAAAUUAUGGUUCUCUUACUCCACAUGGCAUUAUACAAAUUAUAUCUAAUUUGUAAAUUUUAUUGCUCUUGACGGUAAAAUAGUUAUUUUAAUGUGUGAUGUGUGUGUGUGUGUGUGUGUUAUAUUCUGUUGAUAUUUGUGUAUAAUUGGAUUCAUUGAUAUGACAAUAAUUAAGUACUUACAUUGGUAAACUUAAAACAAAUAAAAAUAUUAUUAUUAAACA